AUGGAGAUUGCCGCUUUGCUGGCGGAAUACCUGAGGGCGCCGGUGUCUAGUCGUGGGGAGCUGGUGGCCUCUAAUCCGUGCCUGUUUGCCCCUGAUGUGGUGGAGGCUUUAAAUGACGCCCACGACAUGAUGGCUCAGGUGCAAAAGCAGGCGAGGGACGCCUGUCGAACUAUUGACGAUGUUAUGGGGAAUCUCGAUCUUCCUUCACUGCCCCGAUUGACCCCAACGGAGCGGAGUGAAUUGGUUGUUACGGAGGAUGUGAUGAUUGCGCAAUUUGUUGACGAACUGUUGCUAUUACUUUCUCAGAGGGAGACGACUCCUUGUAGUUUGAAGGGAACACUCUCGGCGAGUGAUGAAGCCUGUAAUUUUGCCAGGCCUUGGCAUCAACAGCGCUCUGUCGUAUUGGAGAUCCUGUCAUUUUUGCCAGUUGAGUGCACGUUCAAUGUGGCUGAAAAUGUAUGCAAGCUGUGGCGAACAUGGUUGUGUGUUCCUGCGGAUUCGAGGGCCUUCUGGGCGGGUUGCGUACAGAGAGAGUUUCCGGAGAGUAUGCAGACGCUGAUUCAGUUGCAGGAAGUUGAUUUGUACGAGAGUGAUUGGCGCACAAUUGCGAUGAUGUGCAGCACCGAUGAGGAGAAGGAUGAUUUGAUGGCGGAAGAGGAAGUGACUGCGUCAUAA
This is a messenger RNA of Trypanosoma cruzi, 675 nucleotides long. RefSeq lists its product as uncharacterized. Gene Ontology annotation, molecular function: protein binding. The transcript has a single exon. The coding region runs from base 1 to 675 and encodes 224 amino acids. NCBI's taxonomy places the organism in Eukaryota, Euglenozoa, Kinetoplastea, Trypanosomatida, Trypanosomatidae. The record is from RefSeq and is a predicted model, not a curated record.